This is a messenger RNA of Telopea speciosissima, 2956 nucleotides long. Its product is annotated as receptor-like protein kinase THESEUS 1. The transcript has a single exon. Bases 155 to 2692 code for a protein of 845 amino acids. NCBI's taxonomy places the organism in Eukaryota, Viridiplantae, Streptophyta, Magnoliopsida, Proteales, Proteaceae. Gene Ontology annotation, molecular function: ATP binding; transmembrane receptor protein tyrosine kinase activity. Gene Ontology annotation, cellular component: plasma membrane; plasmodesma. The record is from RefSeq and is a predicted model, not a curated record. Gene Ontology annotation, biological process: protein autophosphorylation.
UGCUUUGAAAGCAGAGUCUUCAUACUUCUGUGAGCAUUGGGUAUGAACUCUGCAGCUUAUGGAUUGAGAUAAAGAUUUUGGGUUCGUGAGGAGUUUGUGGUUCUGAAGAAUCUUUUUAGGGCUUUAAAGAUUUGAUUUACCAGAAAUAGUGGAGAUGAAAAUGAAAACGGAGGGGUGUCUGCCUCUGGUUCUCUCUGUUGUUCUUGUUUUGUUUAGCCUCCAUGGCUCCUUUGCUAUUUUUGCUCCCGCUGAUAACUACUUAAUUGCGUGUGGUUCUCCACAAAAUGUCACCUUCCAAGGUCGGACUUUUGUUCCAGAUUCAGUGCAGUUCUCUGUUGUAUUGAAGGGUCAAAGAGAUAGCGUGGCUGCUAUAUCCAGUUCUAGUGUGCCAUCGCCAAUCUACCAGUCUGCCCGAGUUUUCACUUCUCCGGCUUCUUACACAUUUAAAAUCCAGCAAGAGGGUCGUCACUGGGUACGUCUCUAUUUCUAUCCUCUUCCUGAUUCUGGCCAAAACCUAGCAUCUGCUCCAAUAACGGUAGUCACAGACAAUUUUGUGCUAUUGAAUAACUUCACCUUCAAGAGCUAUGAUGGUUCCUUUAUGUUUAAGGAGUAUGCAAUCAAUGUGACCUCUGAUACUUUGACCCUAACCUUUAUCCCAUUGAACAACUCUGUUACAUUUGUCAAUGCGAUUGAAGUUGUUUCCAUCCCUGAUGCCUUGAUACCUGAUCAGGCACUUGCUCUGUACCCUUCUUCUCCCUUUAAUGGCCUCUCUGAUCUUGCCCUUGAGACUGUUUUCCGAUUGAACAUGGGAGGUCCUUUGCUCACACCACAGAAUGACACCCUUGGCAGAAUUUGGGAGAAUGACAGGAAGUACCUCCAUGUGAACAGCUCUGCUGUGAACGUAUCGGUUAACCCAUCAACCAUAACAUAUCCAAUGUCUGUCACACCUGAAAUCGCGCCAAAUUGGGUUUAUGCCACUGCAGAGACCAUGGGAGAUGCAAAUGUUCCCAUUAUGAACUUCAAUGUAACUUGGGUCUUACCUGUGGAUCCUAAUUUCAUGUAUUUCAUCCGGCUACACUUCUGUGACAUUGUGAGCAAGUCUCUGAACAACCUCGUGUUCAAUGCUUAUAUCAACUCUGAUAUUGCCCUCGGCAGUUUGGAUCUCUCAUCCAUCACUGGCAAGUUGGCUACACCUUAUUACAAAGAUUUCAUCUCCAACUCCUCAAUCGAUUCAGAUACUUUAACUGUUAGUGUGGGCCCAGACACAAUGGCAGACAUAACUGAUGCAAUUUUGAACGGAUUAGAGAUAAUGAAGAUCAGCAAUGAUGCUGGAAGCUUGGAUGGGUCGACUUCUGUUGAGGAUCUGUUGCCCAAAUCAUCCUCGAACAAGACCAAGAUAGAAAUUAUUGUUGGAUCAAUUCUGGGAGCUAUAGCUGCCGUGGGCUUGAUACUUCUGUGUUAUUGCUGCUUGGUAGCCCGUAGGGCAAAGACCACUCACCAAGGGCAACCUUGGCUGCCAUUACCCCUAUACGGGAACUCUCAAACCAUGACCAAGGGCUCCACAACCUCUCAGAAGAGUGGAACAGCAAGCUGCAUAUCAUUGGCUUCCUCAAACCUCGGCCGCAUCUUCAUGUUCCAAGAGAUAAUGGAUGCAACCAAUAAGUUUGAUGAGAGCUUGCUUCUCGGGGUGGGUGGUUUUGGGAAGGUCUACAAAGGGACAUUUGAAGAUGGGACUGCAGUGGCUGUCAAGAGAGGGAACCCAAGAUCUGAGCAAGGUCUUGCUGAGUUCCGGACUGAAAUCGAGAUGUUAUCCAAGCUCCGCCAUCGCCACCUUGUCUCUCUGAUUGGCUACUGUGAUGAACGGUCAGAGAUGAUACUGGUUUAUGAGUACAUGGCAAAUGGACCCCUACGAAGCCAUCUAUAUGGGACAGAUCUCCCAUCUCUUUCAUGGAAGCAAAGGCUCGAGAUUUGCAUUGGAGCUGCUAGGGGGCUGCAUUAUCUCCACACUGGUGCAGCUCAAAGCAUAAUUCAUCGAGAUGUGAAGACCACCAACAUUUUAUUGGAUGAGAACUUUGUAGCUAAAGUAGCUGAUUUCGGCCUCUCAAAGACAGGUCCAUCUCUGGAUCAGACCCAUGUGAGCACUGCUGUCAAAGGGAGUUUUGGAUAUCUUGACCCCGAGUACUUCAGAAGGCAACAACUUACCGAGAAGUCGGAUGUGUACUCAUUUGGAGUGGUUUUGAUGGAAGUCCUCUGCAGCAGACCUGCUCUCAACCCUGUGCUUCCCAGAGACCAGGUUAACAUAGCAGAGUGGGCAAUGAGCUGGCAGAAGAAAGGCAUGUUGGAUCAGAUCAUGGACUCAACUUUGGUAGGGAAGGUGAAUGCAGCAUCACUCAAGAAGUUUGGUGAGACGGCUGAGAAGUGUUUGGCUGAACAUGGGGUUGACAGGCCUUCAAUGGGAGAUGUUUUGUGGAAUCUUGAGUACGCUCUCCAGCUGGAGGAAACCUCAUCAGCACUCACUGAGCCAGAAGAUAACAGCACAAACCACAUCCCUGGUAUUUCAAUGACACCACUUGAUCCGUUUGAUCACAGUGUAAGUAUGAUUGAUGGGGUGAACUCGGGUACUGACGAUGAUGCGGAAGAUGCUGCCACCAGUGCAGUCUUCUCUCAACUGGUAAACCCUAGGGGAAGAUGAGAAUGGAGAAAGGCUCCAAUCUUUGCGAUCUUGGCCAUGGGACCGCUGAAACAAGAAUUGGUCUUCCUGGCCUCUUUCCAAUUCUGUGGAGGAAUGAACAAUUUUGCUCCAUCAAUUAAAAGGUUUCUCCUUAUCUGUUUCUUCUAUUUUUAAUCUUGAUUUUUCACGGAUAAUGUGUUUCAGUUUGUAAUAUAAUUCAUCAAAAGCACCUGGAGAAUUCAUUCCAAAUCAUGCCAAAGUUACUAUCAUAAGAUUUUUAUUAUU